UGGUUCUUGGCUGGUGCAAGCUUCCUUUGCCUAUCCAGCGGUGACCUUACCUAACCUCUGCCGCUCAGAGCAGAAUCUUACCCACCUGGUUGGCAAAACCUUAGGAGUGAGCUCAGAUGAGCAAAGAACUGGUUAGGUUUGGAAAAAGAAUACAUGGAAGGCCCCGGGAGUUUAGUAUCCUUGAUUGAGGUUUUGAUUGAAAGGGUCCCUCUGACUGCCCAAAAGGGGGGGCCAUUCCUUUCCUCUUCUCCCAGGUGUUCAAAGGCUCACCCAGACCCUUUCCAGGAAAAUACACACACACACACACACACACACACACCCAUACAUAUAAUUUAUGUAUAUAAUUGAGACAGAUUCUCACUAAGUUGCUGAAGUUGGUCUUCAAACUUGCGAUUCUCCUAUCUCAGCCUCCUAAGUCACUGGAAGUUACUGGUGUGCAACACCAUGCCUGGUCCUUCCAGAUCUUGAAGCCCUUUGCAGACAAAAUGCCUUUGUUGUGAGACCUCAGAUCCGACAAGGAGUAGAAUCCUAGAAGGCUGCCCAGAGGCUCUGAUCUCCAGAUCCUGCCUCCGUACUCACCCCGUCUGUUCUUUCUGCCUCACAUCUUCCCUCCUCAGUGUCCUUAGAGCAGGUCUGUGCUGGUGAGUCCCUUGCCCCAGUGCCAGAGGAAGGGACCAGGCAAGUAGAAAAUUCAGAGUCCCAGCUGGGUGCCGUGGUGCACACCUGUAAUCCCAGCCGCUUGGGAGGCUGAGGCAGGAGGAUCGAAAGUUCAAAGGCAACCUUAGCAACUUAGCGAGGCCCUAAACAACUCAGCAAGACCUGUCUCUAAAUAAAAUAUAUUUUUUUUAAAUGGCAGGGGAUGUCAUUCAGGGGUUAAGUGCCCUGGGUUCUAUUCCCAGUACCAAAAAAAAUAGAGUCCAGCUCCACCCUGGGUGAGAAAUACUGCCCAUCCCAGGCCCUGGCUGUGAGGGAGGGGCAGAAGUCUCUGGCCAAGAUGCAGCUCCCACAGCUGUGCUCUGCACCUGGGUGGCUGGCAUUCCACCAGCCCCUGCCCCUUAUUGCAACAACCCUUCUCUGGUCCUCCGGCAGACUCCUACCAGGGCCUCUGAAGGAAAAGUAGGCCACCAAGUGGGUUUCUGCUUCCCAAGGAGCUGUCUCUCUCCCACUGAUGGCUGCCCCACCUCUCCCCAUGGCUGGGGCAGGAGCUAAGCAGUGCACACUCAGCUUUCAGCAGCCUCUGUCCAAAGACCCUGUCCCCAGCUUCCCUACUGUUACCCCUUAGAGUUGUCUCUCCCCUUGUGGGAGCCCAGGCUGAGGGCAGACACCCAACCUGUCCAACCUGUCUGACGUCACCCUCUCUCCACCCACCUGGGCCCCAGGUCUCCAGCGCCCGCUCUUCCUGUUCUCAGCUUCCGUCUUCUCGGUUUCCACCCAGCACCCCACCUGCCAGAACCCAGCCUCCCUGGACCUGGCUGGCUUUGAGUUGGUCCUCAGUCCCUUUGGCUGUAGAAACCAUCCUGCCCCCAAUGAGAAGAGAAGUGGGUCCAGGUCUCUUGAGAGCUGAGCGUUCAGGGCAUUGAGCUGACGCACACACUGUGACCUCUGCCACCGAAGACAUCUGCACCUUCCAUGCGGAGCCGAGAUGGGGAAUGGGACCGAGGAAGAUUAUAACUUUGUUUUCAAAGUGGUACUGAUCGGCGAGUCAGGCGUGGGGAAGACCAACCUGCUGUCCCGAUUCACGCGCAACGAGUUCAAUCACGACAGCCGGACCACCAUCGGGGUGGAGUUCUCCACGCGCACGGUCAUGUUGGGCACUGCAGCUGUCAAGGCUCAGAUCUGGGACACAGCUGGCCUGGAGCGAUACCGAGCCAUCACCUCGGCGUACUAUCGUGGAGCAGUGGGGGCCCUUCUGGUGUUCGACCUGACCAAGCACCAGACCUAUGCUGUCGUGGAGCGCUGGCUGAAGGAGCUCUAUGACCAUGCUGAGGCCACUAUUGUUGUCAUGCUUGUGGGGAACAAAAGUGACCUCAGCCAGGCCCGGGAAGUGCCCACUGAUGAGGCCCGCAUGUUCGCUGAAAACAAUGGGCUGCUAUUCCUGGAGACCUCAGCCCUGGACUCCACCAAUGUCGAACUGGCCUUUGAGACUGUCCUCAAAGAGAUCUUUGCCAAGGUGUCCAAGCAGAGGCAGAAUAGCACCCGGACCAAUGCCAUCACCCUGGGCAGUGCCCAGGCUGGGCAGGAGCCUGGCCCUGGGCAGAAGAGGGCCUGUUGCAUCAGCCUCUGACCUUGGCCAUGACCAACCCUGCCCCCCACCCCCAUGCUUCCUGAAGCUCCCCACCCCACCCCCAUUGCAGGACUCUUGCCCUUUGGUUCACAGCCCCCCAGAGCCCUGGGGUCUUCAUGCCCCUCCAUGCGUAUCUUUAUGAACUAUCUACCCCACAUAGGCUAGGACCCUCAAAUAAAUCUGUUUUGUAUCAA
This is a messenger RNA of Marmota monax (woodchuck), 2478 nucleotides long. It is a transcript of the gene Rab25, whose product is annotated as RAB25, member RAS oncogene family. The record is from RefSeq and is a predicted model, not a curated record. Gene Ontology annotation, cellular component: recycling endosome. Bases 1643 to 2284 code for a protein of 213 amino acids. Gene Ontology annotation, molecular function: GTP binding; GTPase activity. NCBI's taxonomy places the organism in Eukaryota, Metazoa, Chordata, Mammalia, Rodentia, Sciuridae. The transcript is spliced from 5 exons. Gene Ontology annotation, biological process: exocytosis.